AUGACUUGCAUUUUUAUCUUCUCUGUUGCUUUCUUUUUAAGUUUCCAAUUGACUAUUGCUCAACGUUCAACUGGUUUGCAAACUUACCUUGUCCAUGUAAACAAGCCAACUGCACAAGUUCUUGCUAAUUCAGCUGAUCUAGAAGGCUACUAUAACUCCUUUUUACCGGAAGAGUUUGAAGGUUUGGAGGUGCCAUCGCGUAUUAUUCACUCCUAUCACCAUGUGGCGAUUGGCUUUGCGGCCAGAUUGUCAGCUGAGGAGGUAAAAGAAAUGGAAAAGAAAGAUGGUUUUGUGUCGGCGAGGGUUGAGAAGAUUUUGGCUUUGCAUACAACACAUACUCCAAAUUUCUUGGGGUUGUACCAGAAUAUGGGGUUUUGGCAAGAAUCAAAUUAUGGUAAGGGUGUGAUCAUUGGGGUUCUGGACACUGGAAUUACUCCAGGACAUCCAUCUUUUUGUGAUCAUAACAUGCCACCUCCACCGGCAAAAUGGAAAGGGAAAUGCGAGUUCACAGGAAAUGUGACUUGUAACAAGAAGCUCAUUGGUGCGAGGAAUUUUGUGAGUGGUUCAAGUGAUCCACCAUUUGAUGAGGAAGGUCAUGGCACGCAUACUUCAAGUACGGCAGCUGGUAACUUUGUUGAUAAUGCAAAUGUGUUUGGUAAUGCCAAUGGUACAGCAGCCGGUAUGGCACCUCUUGCCCACAUUGCCAUGUACAAGGUGUGUACAGAUGGUUGUUCAGAUGUUGAUAUUCUGGCUGCAUUGGAUGCUGCAAUAGACGAUGGUGUUGACGUGCUCUCUCUUUCCAUUGGUGGAUUUUCUGCUCCUUUUUAUGAUGAUAAUAUUGCCACUGGUGCUUUUGCUGCAAUCCAAAAGGGUAUCUUCGUGAGUGCUUCUGCCGGUAAUGAUGGUCCAUUAAAUUCUACACUAUCAAAUGAGGCCCCUUGGAUUCUCACAGUUGGCGCUAGCACUCAUGAUAGGAAAAUAGUGGCAACAGCUGUGCUAGGGAAUGGAAAAGAAUAUGACGGUGAAUCGGCUUUUCAGCCCACAGAUUUUCCUCAUACUUUAUUGCCCUUGGUAUACCCUGGCCUGUCCGAUCAAGAGGCUGCACUUUGUUCAUCAGGAUCACUAAAUAAUACUGAUGUCAAAGGCAAAGUUGUCGUGUGUGACAGAGGUGGCGGUGUAGCAAGACUCGAAAAAAGCCAAACUGUAAAGGAUGCUGGUGGUGCCGCUAUGAUUCUUGUCAAUCUAGAGAUUGACGGAGAUGGAACUUUUGCUGAUGCUCAUGUCCUUCCCGCGACACAUGUAAGUUAUAAUGCUGGAGAAAAGAUUAAAGCGUACAUUAACUCAACCUCCACACCUUCAGCAGGAAUUCGUUUCAAAGGCACAAGCAUCGGCUUUAAGAGUGCGCCGUCUGUGCCAUCUUUUUCCUCCAGGCGUCCUAACCUAGCAAGUCCGGGCAUUGUCAAACCCGACAUUAUUGGUCCUGGAGUGAACAUCCUUGCUGCAUGGCCCGUCUCUGUGGAGAACAAAACUGGCACUGAUUUGACAUUUAACAUAAUCUCCGGAACCUCUAUGUCCUGUCCUCACCUUGGUGGCAUUGCAGCUUUGCUUAAAAGUGCACAUCCUGAUUGGUCUCCAGCUGCUAUUAAAUCUGCAAUAAUGACCACAGCUGAUCAGUCCAAUCUUGAAGGUAAGCCCAUCCUUGAUCAGAGGGAUCUACCUGCUGAUAUUUUUGCCACUGGCGCCGGCCAUGUAAAUCCAUCAAAAGCAAGUAAUCCAGGACUUAUUUAUGACAUUCAAGUAGAGAACUACAUCCAAUAUCUGUGUGGUCUUGGCUACAAGGAAAAAGAUAUCGGGCUUAUUGUGCAACAAAGUGUCAAGUGCUCACUACAAUCAAGCAUAUCUGAGGCAGAACUGAACUAUCCUUCUUUCUCCAUUAUACUUGGACCUGAGACUCAGAAUUAUACAAGAACAGUUACAAAUGUAGGCGAUGCAAGCUCAACUUACGUUGUUAACAUCACUCAAAUUCAAGGACUUGAUAUAGCUGUCGAGCCUGCUACGCUUGUCUUCACCCAGGUGAACCAAAAGGCAACAUAUUCAGUAUCCUUUGCGCAAACAGGAAGAAUCAGCGACCGCUUUGUUCAAGGAGCUAUAUCAUGGAUCUCUAACAAAUAUGUUGUCAGAAGCCCAAUAUCUGUUAAAUUGGAAUAAAGGGGCUAUAAGGAGAUGCUCUGGAAGUGGACUUGUGAAAGCCAUUUCCCACACUAGCCAUCUUUAUGUUUGUUUCUGUAAUAAUAGAAGGUUGCAGCUUUUCUGAAUAGCUGAAAACUACAAAAAUCAUGUUUUCAGUGAGACUUCACUGUAUUUAAUAUGAUAUCCUUUGCAUUUCUUCAUAGAAUGGUUGAGGAGAUUCCAAUAAUUCUGUGUACCAAAGCAAUAAAACAGCCUUCAACUGAGGGAAAAAAACCAUGUAAAUUCGCUGUUAUAUACC
This is a messenger RNA of Nicotiana tabacum (common tobacco), 2488 nucleotides long. RefSeq names its product subtilisin-like protease. The record is from RefSeq and is a predicted model, not a curated record. Gene Ontology annotation, biological process: proteolysis. Lineage: Eukaryota; Viridiplantae; Streptophyta; Magnoliopsida; Solanales; Solanaceae. Gene Ontology annotation, molecular function: serine-type endopeptidase activity.